Molecule: messenger RNA, 1260 nt
Organism: Clarias gariepinus (North African catfish)
Lineage: Eukaryota; Metazoa; Chordata; Actinopteri; Siluriformes; Clariidae
Gene: ppie
Product: peptidylprolyl isomerase E (cyclophilin E)
Exons: 10
Coding region: 183-1094 (303 amino acids)
Biological process (GO): protein peptidyl-prolyl isomerization; protein folding
Cellular component (GO): intracellular membrane-bounded organelle
Molecular function (GO): RNA binding; peptidyl-prolyl cis-trans isomerase activity
Source: RefSeq, a predicted model, not a curated record
GUCUGAAUUGUCCAACCAACUUAACGCUUAAACAAACGACCAAUUACAGAUCAGAAGACUUAAUGGAAAAUAACUAAUCCUAGUGCAGGAGGCGGAAUUUGUCUCAAAACGGGUAGGAUCAAAAAUAUUAACACAGGAAGUACAACAUUCCCGGUGGUCAGAGGUUAAGGGUUAAAAACAAAAUGGCGGCGGUUAAGCGUGUGCUUUAUGUCGGUGGUUUAGCAGAAGAAGUGGAUGAGAAAGUGUUACACGCAGCAUUCAUUCCAUUUGGUGACAUCACGGAUAUUCAGAUCCCUCUGGAUUAUGAAACCGAGAAGCAUCGUGGAUUUGCCUUCAUUGAGUUCGAGCUGGCUGAGGAUGCUGCUGCAGCUAUUGAUAACAUGAAUGAGUCGGAGCUCUUCGGUCGCACCAUCAGAGUGAACAUCGCCAAACCCAUGAGGAUUAAAGAGGGCUCGUCUCGGCCCGUGUGGUCUGAUGAUGACUGGCUGAAAAAGUUCUCAGGCAAGACGACGGAGGAGGCAGAGGAGGGGGCGGAGCCAGCUGGAGAAGACGCCAAUACCACGACACAGGAGGGUGAGCCCCCAGCUAAGAAGGGCAGAGCAAACCCACAGGUCUACAUGGACAUCAAGAUUGGUAAUAAACCUGCAGGAAGGCUGCGCAUGUUACUCCGAGCUGAUGUAGUGCCCAUGACUGCAGAGAACUUCCGCUGCCUGUGCACGCACGAGAAAGGCUUCGGCUUCAAGGGCAGCAGCUUCCACAGGAUCAUCCCUCAGUUCAUGUGUCAGGGAGGAGACUUUACCAAUCACAACGGCACUGGAGGCAAAUCCAUCUACGGACGCAAGUUUGAUGACGAGAACUUUGUGCUCAAACACACCGCCGCAGGUCUUCUCUCAAUGGCGAACUCUGGGUCAAACACAAACGGCUCACAGUUCUUCAUUACCUGUGACAAAACGGACUGGCUGGAUGGCAAGCACGUAGUGUUCGGAGAACUGCUGGAGGGCAUGGAUGUGGUGCGGGCCAUGGAGGCUCAGGGAAAUAAAGAUGGCAAACCAAAACAGAAGGUGAUUAUAUCUGACUGUGGGGAGUACGUCUGAGCACCUGUACCUGUUGAGUGUGUGUGGAACAUGCAUGUUUUGAAUGCCGAAGUGAGUCUGUGUAUGUCUGUGAGACUGUUUAUUCAGUUUGUGGGAAAACUGCCACAUCACUAUUCUUUUGUAUGAUGGAUUUGUAAAUAUCUAAUAAAUUUUAUAAUGAAAACCA